Messenger RNA from Trichomonas vaginalis G3, 2919 nucleotides. Its product is annotated as protein kinase related family. The transcript has a single exon. The record is from RefSeq and is a predicted model, not a curated record. Gene Ontology annotation, molecular function: protein kinase activity; ATP binding. NCBI's taxonomy places the organism in Eukaryota, Parabasalia, Trichomonadida, Trichomonadidae. The coding region runs from base 1 to 2919 and encodes 972 amino acids. Gene Ontology annotation, biological process: protein phosphorylation. Gene Ontology annotation, cellular component: cytoplasm.
AUGGAGAAUUACCACCUCAUCCAGCAAAUUGGUGAGGGUUCUUUUGGCCGUGUGUACAAAGCAAGAAGAAAAUUUACCGGCCGUCUUGUUGCCAUUAAAAUGAUUAAUAAAUUGGGACAAUCUAAAGAUGAUUUGACUUCAUUCAAGCGAGAAAUCAAUAUUUUGAAGAAAGUAAAUCAUCCACACAUCAUGCGCAUGCUUGAUAUGUUUGAAUCAGAUACUGAUUUCAACGUAGUUUCAGAGCUUGCGCGUGGAGAUUUGUUCCAAAUCAUCGACGAUAACCAAACAUUGCCGGAAGAUGUGUUAAAGACAGUUGCUGCACAGUUAACAUCCGCUUUAGCCUAUUUACAUAAAAAUAAAAUCAUUCAUCGCGAUAUGAAACCACAAAAUAUUCUUAUUACAAAUAAAGGCGCUCUUAAAUUAUGCGAUUUUGGCUUUGCACGUGCAUUAUCAAGUACAACAUUGUUUUUAAACUCCAUUAAAGGCACACCACUUUAUAUGGCACCAGAACUUGUCCAAGAACAAAGGUACGAUGAAAAGAUUGAUGUUUGGUCACUUGGUAUCAUUCUUUACGAGUUAUUUUACGGUCAACCUCCUUUCUUUACAAAUUCUAUUUAUAAAUUAAUUCAAAUGAUUGUUAAUGAUCCUAUCCAAUGGCCCGGUCCGAUUUCCGAGAACUUCAAAGGAUUUUUACUGAAGAUGCUUCAGAAGGAUCCUGCUCAAAGAGUUUCAUGUGAAGAAUUACUUCAACAUCCAUUCAUCGCAGACGUAAAAUUACAAGAUUUCGAUGAUCACGUUUACCAGUUCAAGUCGAAACAAUUCGAAGAAGCCAUUACAGAGUCACUUUCUCCGUCGGCUCCGAUUCCAUUCAAUCCACCAAAGUCGAAGCUUCCUGAUUUCCAGUCCAUCUUCGUUAACCCAUCGGUUAGAUCACCAGAAGAGCUUUUGGCAGCCGUUAAAUACCUCAGAGAUUUACAUGUUGGGGGAGAUUCUCCAUUGGCAGCUUCUUUCUCAUUCCACUUCAAAGAAUUCAUUUCGAAACCAAUUGUUCUUGAAGAAGCUCUUAUGUGUGCUACAGAACUUCUCGCUGCAGACAAAGAUAAAUUUAUUAAUCCGUUUUCAGUCGGUUUACAAGUAUUUGGUAUGAAUGAAAUGCCAAUAUGUGCUGUAAACUUCUUUACGAACCUACUUUCAGUGCCUUAUGCAGCUGCAGCAAUAAAUUAUUCAGAUCCUCCAAUUACAGACUUACAAUUGAACCAAGAACGUAGCGAAAAACUCAGAGAUCGUCUCCUCAGUUUCCUUUUCGCUCCAGAUGUUGACGCUGUUGAAAGAACUUACGUAUUUCUUGCAUAUCUUACUCAAGCAUCCGAAAUCCUCCUCAAUUCUCUUACAGGUGACUUCGCACCACAGUUUCUACCUAUUGCAACAAGCGCAGUUAUCCACCAUCCUUCAAUGGCGGUAAAAUCUGCUGCAUUUUGCAUUUUGACAAAAGUUAUUGACAAGAACAACGGUUUAAUUAAAUAUAUACAACCGAUUUCGCCAUUUGUUGACUCACUUUUCGAAAUAGUUAAUGGUGAAAUAGAUAAUGUAAGUUCUUUCUGCGUUUUCUCGAGCGCCAUCUCAUUCAUUGCCGUUUCCAUUAACUUACUUGCCCAAAUUUCGGACUUCCAGUCGAAAUUCUCCGUCAGACAAAGUUUAUCCAACAUGCAACAGUUCGUCGACGGCAUUUUCUGCGGAAAAGAAGGCAUAGAGAACAGACUAUACACGUUAAUGGAUAUAGGUUCGAAGAUGCCGGAGACAGAUACCGAGAUUUUAUCUUAUGUCUCAAUUUUAUCUUCUCCUUUCGCACAUAUCCCUAUGAAAGAGAAGUUAUUACAGCAAUGUAUCGUCGGAAUUACCUCUCUUUUGCCAAUCCAUCAACCAGCUUUGUUAUCAACCAUAUUUACUUUGCCAUUUUCAAUUGUUUGCCCAAUUUUACCAUCAUUACUUGGAUUAUUUACAUCACCAAGUAACGCUACUGUUAUUUCUGAAUACAUAACAAGCGUUUUGGCCGAACCAGAAAAUGUCAAAGAUUUAAUUACAGUUUUGACCGAAAACAAAUACCUUACAGUGGUCAGCGGCUUGAUAUCCGAGAUGGGCCCGCAAAUUCCACCGCAAGUUAUGUACGCUUGGACCCAAGUUUUAUUAUCUUUCCGAGAACCAACGGAAACCUUACUCAAUACUGCUCCCACCCUACUCCAAACAUUAUUUGCCUUGGAUUCCGCGGCCGAAACUUCGCUAAUGGUCGCAGCUCAUUUUUCAAGAUUAUCAGAUGCGUUCAUUCCCUCUCUUUUAGAGGCCGGCGUGAUGGUAUUAGCCGAGCGCGCACUCCAAUCCGAAGCAGUUCAGAUCAGAACCGCUGCUUUGAGUUUCAUUGGAAAUUUCACUCGGAGACAAGCCCUUGAAGAGGACGUAGUUAACGCUCUGACACCAUAUAUUGUCACGCAUUUACGCGAUGAGAACCAAUCCGCACAACGCCAAGCCGCAUUUGCACUUGGAAAUUUACUGACCAAAAACACUUCAGCCGUUGAAUUCGCCAUCAAAGACAUAUCCGCUCCCAUCGAAUUGCUUCAGUCCACUGACUCUAGGACUGUUGAAAACGCUGCCGGAGUUCUUGGAAACAUUGUCAGAAAGAAAGCUUCAGUUUUGGACCAAAUGAUACAAGCAGGAGCUCUUGAUUUGAUGGUUAAAGCUCUCUCUUACGGUGAUGAAACAGGAGGGAAAGUUUUGCUGCAAAUUGCUGUUUUUUGUCAGUUUAAACAAGCAAGAACUUAUUUGGUGAAGAAUGGAGCACAGAAAUCAAUUCAACCAUUCACGAAAGCAAAAGACCCAAGAGUGAAGAAAUACGCUCAGUCUAUUUUAGAUUCAUUCGAAGUGUAA